Molecule: messenger RNA, 4299 nt
Organism: Girardinichthys multiradiatus
Lineage: Eukaryota; Metazoa; Chordata; Actinopteri; Cyprinodontiformes; Goodeidae
Gene: rxfp3.3a2
Product: relaxin family peptide receptor 3.3a2
Exons: 1
Coding region: 549-1694 (381 amino acids)
Biological process (GO): immune response; G protein-coupled receptor signaling pathway
Cellular component (GO): membrane
Molecular function (GO): G protein-coupled receptor activity
Source: RefSeq, a predicted model, not a curated record
UGAAGCACUUUAACAGAUGGCGUUGCUGACAGAGCAGGAGCCCAGAAGUCAUGACAAACACGAAACAGUGCGCCAGCACAAACAAACAAACAAACAAACAAACAUGUCAGUAACAAAAACACUUAUUUUUUAAAGUCCAAAGUCUUACAUUGUCGUCGAUUAUCUUUGCUGUUGCCUCUAUAAAAUAUUCGAUCGGACUGUCCUUACGCGCAGCACAAUUGUGCGCAGCGCAUCCAGUCAAAGAACCAGCAAGCGGUCUUGCAUUAAAUACUAAACAUGUUUUCGUUUAUUUUUUAACAAAUGUCUCUAUUCCUUUUAACUACUGAAUGACGGCGCUUUGCAGUCAUUUCUAACACGGGACAGUCGGCUUCUCUCUCCUCCAGUCGACCAAUCGUGACGCAGCAGCGGAGAGACGCACCUGUAUAAAAGCGGAUUCCAGGUCAGCUGUCAUUCAAAGGGAAGCGAUGAAGAUGACAAGGCGCUGAGGAGGAGCAUAAACUCUCUCAUAUGGGGAUGUUCUUCGGGGCGCAUGUUGCGCGGUUUUAAAGAUGGAUGAAUUUUUCAACCAAAGCGCAGCGCAGAACCAAAGUUCCCCUGGAGAUGACAAGUUCACUUUCGAGGACAUCGACGUUAGCGCUGACGGCUCUCCCAUCCUAAGGAUAUUCAUUUCGGUGGUGUACUCUGUGGUGUGCGCCGUGGGUUUGGUGGGGAACCUUCUCGUGUUUUUCCUCAUGAGGGUUAGACAGGGUCGAAAAAGAUCCACUAUAAAUGUUUUCAUCACUAACUUGGCAGUGACGGACUUCCAGUUCGUGCUCACUCUGCCCUUCUGGGCUGUGGACACGGCUCUGGACUUCAGCUGGCCGUUUGGAGACGCGAUGUGCAAAAUCAUCCUGUCGGUCACAGUCAUGAACAUGUACGCCAGCGUCUUCUUCCUCACCGCGAUGAGCGUGACACGCUACCUGUCAGUGGCUUCAGCCCUGAAGAAAAGGUCCUAUAGAAGGUCACGGUGCGUGAAGUGGGUGUGCGUGGUGCUAUGGCUGGCAGCCACUGUGGCCACGGCUCCCACGGCUAUCUUCUCCGCCGUGACUGUGGUCGCUGGGGAAAAGCUCUGCCUCCUCAGGUUUCCAGAGGGACACGACUGGCUCGCUCUUUACCACAUCCAGAAAAUAUUAAUAGCCUUCAUCAUUCCGAUGUUCAUAGUUUGUGUCAAUUAUCUGAUGCUCCUGCGCUUUGUGAGGCGGAAAAGCAUGGACUGCAGCAACCCGAAACGGAGAUCCAGAGUCACCAAAUCAGUCGCUAUUGUCGUUUUGUCGUUUUUCUGCUGCUGGAUGCCAAAUCACGCCAUCACCUUCUGGGGCGUCUUGGUCAAAUUUAACGCAGCCAACUGGGACACAUCAUACUACAUGGUGCACACCUACGUGUUCCCUGUCACUGUAUGUUUGGCCCACACAAACAGCUGCUUGAACCCGAUCCUUUACUGCCUAAUGAGGCCAGAGAUCAGGAAGAUGCUGAGCAGCUUGUUUUGGAGAGCCUCCAGUCCCGCUCAGAGCAAAGCAUGCGCGACGCGCUCCGUUACGCACGCAGAAAUCCAAGGAAUGGUGCCUCUCCAGAUUAUAGACAACACGGAGUACACGCUGUCCAUCAUAGACCGCAAAGGCUCAUCAAGUUCUAAGUCGAUUCCAUACUCUCAUUGAAUGCAGCGUGGUGGGGGGAAAGCUGCCUUUAUUUUUGCUCUGUCAUCUGCCAUUGCUCGUGCGUAAUGUGUUCAUAACAAGUCUAGUAAUCACAUUGAUCUAUUUCAUACCAGUCACUUGGGAUGAUAAUUAAGUGCAAAGCCUACUGAGCCCUUUAAACAGUUGAAUCCUUCUGUGAACUUUCUAUGAGAUGCACCUUUUCGCUCUGGAGACAAAGAGACUGGGACACAAGGUAUCAGCCCGGCCACGUGGAGGGAGGCAGGGACUCUGUACUCACUGAACCUAAAAUAUGUUUUUCCAUAAUGUCCAUCAUAUAAAGCCUGUCUGUAAAUAAAUUGCUUUUCCAUCAGAGGAAGAAGUGGCUGAUUAUUUCUUCCAGCUAAUUACAUUCAUGUGUCAGCUUUUUGGUCUAUAAUUAAAGUAAUAAUAAUGAUAAUUCAUAAUUAGUUCAAGUUCUGUAUUGUAAACGCAAAAAUCAAGCAGUGCUCUACCAUUUCUGCAUGUAAUAUCUGUAUAUAUUUUUUAAAAGGGUUUAACAUUUUAUUGCCAUGGCUCUCAAACUGUGCAACAAGUACCACAUGGGCUGCCCUCAGCUGUAGUUUUAUGUGCAGGGCCACGAUAUUGGAUUUUUAGGUUGUCAAUUUUUUUUUUUUUUUGUACUUCAAACCUGGACAUUUCAAAUUUUCCACUCAACAAACUACAAAAGUACAGGUCCUGUUGUUGUUGUUCAUAAUUUAUUGUGAAUAAAAAUGCUAAUGUAAACAGUCUGGCUCAGUGUGCAGAUGAUGAUUUAAAUAAGAAAUACUUAAUGGAGCGUUAGGUUGAAUAGAACCUUUGAAAAAUGAUUGUCAUCAGUCAGGUACGUGAUCUGUUCUGGGGGUAACCCAAAGGAGAGAUAGCUCAUACAUUUUCAUCUGUCAUUUUUGGCUGCAGUUAAAACCCUCCACACACAAAUGAGGGAACCAGCCCACUGUACAGCCCAGAGGUGAGGGAGCCACCUGGAUGCAGAUGGCUUGACUGCUUCCAACUUUGUGUGCUGCUGUUUCCUUUCUUCCACCAUAUUUCUUGUUCUCUGCAUCUCUUUAUCUGUGUUGGCAUCAAGAGUUUUUGUGGGAUUACAAAACUGUGGUCAGAACACUUUUUCAUUCUUCUUGCUUCUUGAGGAAUGUAAAAAAAAAGAUGAAAAUGAGCCUGUUUAGUCUGUUUGGAUAGUGUCAGUAAGAUUGGAGUUCACAAGCUCUUGAAAUGAGACAAUACGUUCAAUAAAAAGACUAAUUCCAAAUAAGCUUGGUUUAAUUAAAUUUGUGAAUAUUUAUUGGAGGAUAACUGAAAGCUUUAGGCUUUCAGUCUCUUUUAUAGAGCAGUUAAUACCAUUACUGAGUACCUUUUAUAGCAUGUUGAAGUGUGUCAUUAUGCCGCAGGUUUCCCUCAGGGAAUGUCAUUGUUUUUAAGAAGUCUACAGCCCUUUUUUUCUAUCAAUUUACUGCAUUUGAUUUCUACAUACUUUACUUCCCAGUUGCCGAAAUGUUUUCAUAUGUUUAUGUGGUCUUGAACUAUAUUUCUUCAGGUUUCCUGGAGGUUCUUAGAAACUGUAUUUCUGUUCAAUAACUAACAAUUCCCACAAAUUCCACCAACAAUUUAAUCCUGAUAUUUAUUUAACUGACCCUUAAAUCCAAGAGAUGGACCAGUUUUCUUGUUUAAGUCAUUUAGUAGUAGAACAAGUGUUGUAUCUAUACAUAACAGACACAUCAGCAAAGAGCCGAUUUUUACAUUGUUCAGGUCGUAUUGUACUAAAAGCCUGUUGCAAACAGUGCAGUGAGUUCACUAAUAAAAAUGCAUUCAGAUUACAUGUUUUAGUCACACAAUCUUACAUUGCAUAUUUACCUAUCAGAACAAAAAACAUAUAUAAGAAUUUGCAUUAAUACUGGCAACGUUUUAUAUUAAGAUGUACUGCAGCUUUAAUGCAACAUAUUACUUAUAAUUGGCAUCGCUUUUAUAAGUAAAGGCACAGUGUCGUUAUUCGUUGUAAAUUGUUUCAGUUUGGUAUUGCUGGAUUUAUUGCAUGUCUUUAAUUGAAGUUGUUUGACUGAUAUUCCUUUUUGUUGUUUUUUUUCCUGCUAUACCUUAUUAACAUUUCCAAUUGCACCAAACAAAUCUUCCAAUCUUGUUUGCCUGUGGGCCUUAGUGUUUCACACACGGCACCAGUGUCUGAGGAGUACCUGGAAAACUUUAAUAGCUUUGAUGAUAUGAUUGUUUCACAAUGAAUUUGGUAUUUUAUGGAAAACUGCUCUGUGUGGUUGUGGAAAUAAAUUAUGGAGGUUAAAACCUAAGAUGCCAGCCAUGUGGCAAACCAGUUGUUCAAAAUGACUGGCACAAACUGAUGCUUUGGACCGGACUUUCCUUUCUGAGAUGACAGUUUUUUAGGUGCAAAAAGAAUUUCCUACAGAAGAUCUCAGUCCUGCUGUUUUAUCUGUUCUUGUGAAUAACAAUGUUUGUUGUAGACACCACCAAGCAAAUGAAAAAAAAUAGAACUUAUAUGAAUUAUAAAGGCACGGAUGUAAGAAGAAUGUUAUAUUACUGGCAAUAUAAUGUAACAGCAAAUAAA